Molecule: messenger RNA, 828 nt
Organism: Priceomyces carsonii
Lineage: Eukaryota; Fungi; Ascomycota; Pichiomycetes; Serinales; Debaryomycetaceae
Exons: 1
Coding region: 1-828 (275 amino acids)
Biological process (GO): double-strand break repair via homologous recombination
Cellular component (GO): Smc5-Smc6 complex; nucleus
Molecular function (GO): ubiquitin-protein transferase activity
Source: RefSeq, a predicted model, not a curated record
AUGAACGAAGAAACAACCCAUGAUGAUACUCAAUAUUCCGAUAUCCAUAGAAUAUUGCUCACUCACUUCAGGGCCAUCCAUUGCAUUAGUCAAAAGCAAGCUUAUCAAGACUUGCAAUUAAUCGUUCAGGCAUUAUCUCAAGAAGAAGAUGAUGCAGAGGUUUCUGUCUCAUCGCUGCUUGAAUCAUAUAUAUCAGACAUAAAUAAGCGAAUAUCGGACCAUGGGUUUAAAAUUGAUAAAAGGAAUCAUGAACUUACGGGAGAAUUGUACUACAUCUUUAUUAAUCAGCAAGUCGAUGAAGUGAUCAAAUCGAAUUCUAAUUAUUCUCCACCUGAAUUAGACGCCAUCAGAGGUUUGAUUGAUAGCAUUAUUCAAAGUUAUGACUACCAGAAUUCCAUAAGUAAGACAAAUGCACAACAAGCAAUAGCAAGCUCACUUAGUAGAUCACUUCGUGAUGCUCAAUAUUUAAUCAUGAGGUUGAUUGACGAUGGUUGGUUUGCUCUUACACUCAACGACCAUUUAAUAUUGUCACUUCAAUCUACCAGUGAACUUAAACCUUAUUUAAUUAGUCGCUUUGGGAUCAGCGAUGAAGUGAAUUAUGGGAAACUACUUUUGUGUAGACAGUGUAAUGAUCUAGUUACUAUUGGAUACAAAUGCAAAAGUGAUGAGUGUCCUAUAAGUUUUCAUUAUAAGUGCUACAAUAUCUUUGUCCGAAAUAACCCCGGUAACACCAGCUGUAUCAGUGGAAGAUGUACUACAACUUGGACCAUUGAUGGACUAAUCAGAGUGGGUGUCGAGCCUCAAUUUUUAGAAAGUACUAUAAGCUAA